Messenger RNA from Lolium perenne, 2246 nucleotides. NCBI's taxonomy places the organism in Eukaryota, Viridiplantae, Streptophyta, Magnoliopsida, Poales, Poaceae. The record is from RefSeq and is a predicted model, not a curated record.
GCUGCGCAGCUAGCGCUACUCUCUAGCUUUCCUUUUUGGAGUUCUGCUUGUCGCGAGCUCGCGUGCUCCGCUCUUCAACUCGUGCAACUUUCAAAAAUCUCCACUUCCCCGCGCAGCAUUCCCCUCGUUCUGCUACAAAACUCGUCCAAUCUUUCUCGGUCAAACCCAGGCGAUCGGAGACAACACUCAAAAAUCAAAUCAAAAUGCAUCGUUGCCCAUCCAUGUUCCCCCUCCUGAUCCUCCUCUUCAACCUUCCGACAUGGUUUGUCCAUGGAGAAGUCGCCAAUGGUGGCCACCAAGACCUCCCUUUCCUCCUCUCCUUCAAAUCCUACAACAAUGCCGCCGCCCUCGAGACCUGGGUCGGCCCCAACCCAUGCUCCGGCUCAUGGCUCGGGGUCAGGUGCUCCAGGGGCAGGGUCGCGGGCGUCUUCUUGGACGACGCCGCACUGCUGGGCAGCGUGGCUCCUCUCCUUGGUCUCACCCAGAUCAGGGUGCUCGCCGUCAGGAACAACUCCCUGACCGGCACUCUCCCUCCACUGAACAACUGCACCAGCCCAAGGUUGAGGCACCUGCUGCUCUCCCACAACAAUCUCAGCGGGAGCCUCAAUCUUUCGCUGCCUUCUCUGGUCACUCUCAGGGCAGAGCACAACAGUUUCAGUGGCAGCUUGCAUGAGCUGCGCGUGCCGAUUAUCACAAGGUUCAACGUGUCCGUUAACAAGCUCGCCGGGGACAUCUCCAGCUCCCUGUCCAUGUUUCCCAGCUCUUCUUUUGGUGGCAAUCUUGAUCUCUGCGGCAAGCCUCUCCCAAAAUGUGUCCAUGCGUACAAUGCAGCGCAAGGUAGCACCUCAAAUGCUACCACUGGCAGUAUCGCUCAAUCUCCUACUACAGGAACAAACGCAAGUAACAGUGCUAUGGAUUCUUCCAGCAACGGAAGAUUCAGUAAGCUUGGCAUGACUGCGCUCCUGGCCACUGGCAUUGGCAAUGCGGUGCUCGUCACGGUCUCGUUGGCCAUCUCUGUGGCCACAUUCAUCUACAUCAGAAGAAAGCUCAGAUCCUCCCCGAUGGAAGACGCUACCAAAUCCAAUGCCGCGCUUGGUUUCGAGCAGGAGGAUGAUGACAAGGUCAGGAGCGGCGAGGACAAGUGCCAGAAGAGCGGCGCGCUCGUCUGCUUCGAGGGUGGCGAGGAGCUGAGGCUGGAGACACUCCUCAAGGCCUCGGCCGAAGUGCUCGGCAAGGGCGUGUCCGGGAGCACCUACAAGGCGGUCCUCGAGGACGGCAUCGUGGCCGCCGUGAAGCGGCUCAGCGCUCUGCAGUUUCCGGGGCGGAGCAAGGCCUUCGACCGCCACAUGCGGCUCGUCGGCAGGCUCCGCCACCGGCACGUCGUCAGCCUCAGGGGCUACUGCAGCUCCAACGGCGAGCGGCUGCUCGUAUACGACUACCUCCCCAACGGGAGCCUCCAGUCCCUUCUGCAAAUCAAUGGUGGAGGUGGGAGAACGAGAAGCUUGGAAUGGGGGACGAGGAAGGGCAUCAUGUUCGACGCGGCGCAGGGACUCAACUACAUCCACACGUUCCCGGCGCGGCCGGCGCUGGUGCACGGGAACGUGAAGCCGUCCAACAUCCUCCUCGACGAACGCGGCGCUGCGUGCGUCUCGGAGUGCGGGCUCAUGCGCUACGCCGUCAACCUCCAGCAGUCCGUCCCGCAGGGUCCCGAGGUGUUCCUGGACCGGGCGGCGGGGGGUGGCGGCGGAUGGCGCGGGUACGCGGCGCCGGAGCUGGCGGCGUCGGGCGCGAGGGCGACGCAGGAGUCGGACGUGUACAGCUUCGGGAUGAUGCUUCUCGCGGUGGUGACGGCCAAGGGCGGCGAGGAGGAGGGCGGAGGGGAGGAGACGAUGGGGAUGGUUAGGAUCGGCGUCCUCUGCACCGCCGAGGCGCCGGAGGAGAGGCCCAGGAUGUCGCAGGUGCUCACCAUGAUGAGCGAAUUCAUCUAGUGGUCAGCCAAUGCAUCAUCAGGCAGUGCAUCAUCACCAAGACCAUCAUCAGCUAAUGACCUACCAGCCAACGACUGUUCUACGAAUGCCAUUAGCUGGAGCACCUCAAAUGCUACAUAGUAGAGUGAAAGAUUUUAUUAUCGUCUUCCUUUCUGUGACCGUUAGGUUCUUGUUGUACCGAGUCCUCUAUGUUUGGAUGUAGCAUGCUUGGCAUGGUAAUCUCACCACAUUUAAACCAUGGUAACUACUAAUAUGAUA